UUAGACCUGGUAAUAGAAUGGAAUACUCUCUCUACAAAAUCAUGAUAGGUUAGCCUAAAUACAAUAAACAAAACGCUAAGUCCUUUCCAUCAUUAAUUGUUUGUUAUUCCUCGAUUUGUACAAGUCAACUUUCGAACGUAAACAAGAAUCCUGGUUUUAAAGCCCUUUUCUUUGCAACUAAAACCAAAUCUUUCACGAGGCUCUCCCAUAGGCAGAGACAGAUGGAGGGAGACGUCACAUACGUUAUGAGAUAUUGGAUGGAAGGAGAAAUUAACACCUUCAUCAAGGUAUGGAUUUCAGCCUAUUUAUCUCUAUGCUACUGCUAUUUUGCCGGCAAGAUGUUGCCCAAAGGCCACCGUAGACUCGCCGCUUUCCUCCCGGUGAUGGCCCUCUUCCCCCUCCUCCCGCUGCAGCUCCACUCCCUACACCUCGGCGGCAUCACCUCCUUUUUCCUGGCCUGGCUCACCACCUUCAAACUCCUCUUGUUCGCCUUUGACCAAGGCCCUUUAUCCAUUCCUUCAAUCUCCCUCCCAAGAUUUCUUGCCGUUGCUUGCCUUCCCAUCAAACUUAUUCAACCUUCAAAAUCCCGAGAAAAUGGAAAAAUUCACUCUGAAAAGGGCCACAAAUCUUUCUUGAACUACGCCAUUAAGGCCCUCUUGUUUGCCUUAAUAAUCAAGAGUUAUGACUACGAAGACCACAUUCAUCCAAGAAUCAUCAUGGUGAUGUACUGUUUCCACAUAUACUUGUCCUUAGAGAUUAUACUUGCCAUUGCUGCAGCCAUGGCUCGCGGCUUGCUUGGGGCGGAGCUCGAACCGCAGUUCAAUGAGCCGUACCUCUCGACUUCGUUGCAAGAUUUCUGGGGCCGCCGGUGGAACCUCAUGGUAACUCGUAUACUCCGCCCAACCGUAUACCUUCCGGUGCUCGACUGGUCAAGUUCGAUCCUGGGCCGGGAAUGGGCUGCGCUGCCGGCCGUGAUGGCCACUUUCAUCGUCUCGGGCCUGAUGCACGAGCUCAUAUUCUACCAACUCGGCCGCGUGAAGCCCACAUGGGAAAUCACUUGGUUCUUCGUGUUGCACGGCGCGUGUUUGAUGGUCGAAAUAGUUGUGAAGAAGGCGGUAAAUGGCCGAUGGCGGUUGCCAAGGCUCAUCGGAACGAUCCUGAGCAUUGGACUCGUGAUGGUAACAGGAUCCUGGCUUUUUUUCCCACAAUUGUUGCGGUGCAAAGCGGAUGAGAGAGGGUUGGCGGAGCUCGCGGCAAUCGGCACGUUUGUGAAGGACAUCGUUCGGGCUUUAAAUUUUACGGUCAACACAUAUAUUUCCUUUUCUUAAAUAUAUAUUUUCACUUUUA
Sesamum indicum (sesame) is the source of this 1347-nucleotide messenger RNA. Its product is annotated as acyl-CoA--sterol O-acyltransferase 1. NCBI's taxonomy places the organism in Eukaryota, Viridiplantae, Streptophyta, Magnoliopsida, Lamiales, Pedaliaceae. The record is from RefSeq and is a predicted model, not a curated record. Gene Ontology annotation, biological process: lipid metabolic process.